This is a messenger RNA of Micropterus dolomieu (smallmouth bass), 4839 nucleotides long. RefSeq names its product prominin 1 b (gene prom1b). The record is from RefSeq and is a predicted model, not a curated record. Bases 369 to 2951 code for a protein of 860 amino acids. The transcript has 26 exons. NCBI's taxonomy places the organism in Eukaryota, Metazoa, Chordata, Actinopteri, Centrarchiformes, Centrarchidae. Gene Ontology annotation, molecular function: cholesterol binding. Gene Ontology annotation, cellular component: microvillus; cilium; prominosome.
ACGCGAGAUUAGGCAGCCAGCGGGUCAGAGUGAGGACUCCGAGAUAACAAGCGCAUCCUCGGCCGCCGGUCCUCUGUGAGUCGUCGAAGACCUCCGGGAAGAUGUCUGUGAUGAGUCCGUACCGAGAAACCAGGAGCUAACGGCUGCUUGAACCUCGACCACUGGAUGUUAAGUUUAAAAGUUCUCCUUCGGAAGGUUGUUCCUGAGCUGCGGGGAUAAGCCACCGAGAGGGACAGGUGUCCUCUCACGUCACCAGCCCGUCUCCCCUCUCCAUCCCCCGCUAGACUGUAGUACGACCGGGGCCGGGAGUUAUACUUUUUCUAGUAGUUCUUCUUUUCUUUUUGUACAAAGCUGGACUUUACUGAGCCAUGUUGUGGACAAGGUGGCUCGUCCUGCUGCUCUGCUGGGGGGCCACAAGCGGCGAGCAGCAGGCGGAUGAGAGGGACCGGGCCCCUGCUGAAGUCCAGGCGGACUCCCGCAGACAGCGGAGCCCCCCACCUGUGGAGCCGUUGGAUUUUGGGUUUGUACCGGCGGCGGUUUAUGAUACCCACGCUUACUACGAGCCAGGGCCCAUCGGGCUCCUCUUCCACAUGGUCCAUGCUUAUCUCUACGUUGUUCAACCGAACCCCUUUCCCAAAGAUAUGAUUGUUAAAGUUAUUCAACAAAACAUGGGGGGAAUCAAAGUAGAAGAAUGGAGAAAGCCAGAAAAUGUGGUCCUAUUACUACAGUGGAUCUACUACGAGGCCGGAUUCUUCAUAUGUGCGACCAUCGGUAUCACGUUCGUGGUCCUCACGCCCAUCAUAGGCAUGUGUUUCUGUGUGUGUCGAUGCUGUGAGAACUGUGGAGGGGAGAUGCACCAGAGACAGAGAAAGAACGUCGACUGUCAGAGAGGUUUCUUCACUGCCUCGCUCAUCGCCACCUCCAUCUUCAUGAUUCUGGGAGUACUGAUUGCCUAUGCUGCGAACCAUAAUAUCAGUGCCCAGAUAAAGAGCACUCGGCGGCUCAUUAACACCAAUAUGAGAGACCUGAAGACAUUUGCUAACAACACACCUGCGCAAGUUGAAUACCUGACAGCCCAGUACACCACGGCAAAGAACAAAGUCCUGUCAGACCUCGACAACAUUGGACCUUUGCUGGGUGGGAGGAUCCACAGUCAGCUGGGGAAAGAGGUGGUUCCUUCCCUGGACACUGCGCUGCGUAUGGCAGGAGCCAUGCGGGAGACCAAAGAGGCCCUGGAGAACGUCAGCUCUUCCUUGGAGGUUCUUCAGGAGGGCACGGGGAAACUUCAUGCGAGCCUGUCGGGGGAGCGCGCCUCUCUGUCCAACACCCUGUCAGACCCCGCCUGCACUAAUGGCGCUGUGUCUCACACCUGCAACACCAUCCGCUCCACACUGUCCCAGCUAGGAGUCAAUGCUGACUUCUCCAGGCUCCCUGAUCAUACCAUCAAUCAUGCCUUGGACAAUGUCAACACCGUCUUGAAAACAGACCUCAGCAACAUUGUACAAAAGGGUUACUCGUCCUUUAACGAUACACCAAGACUGGUUAAAGAACAAACUAAAAACAUUGUCACAGCUCUACCUCGAGUAAAAGGCAUGCUGGACAAGAUUGGCACAGAGAUUAACGACUUCUCCAAGAUGUUCCCAGUGGAAGCGUCUCUGGCCAAUUUCACCAUUUUCCUCAACCAAGGACAGAAAAACAUUGAGUCCUUUUACCCACAGAUUGACCAAAUGGAUUUCUACAGGUGGAUCGGCUGUGUGGCAGUGCUCUGCAUGGUCGUCCUUGUCCUGGCCUUCAACAUCCUUGGACUGCUGUGUGGCACCUGUGGCUACGACAAGCAAGCUACACCAACAACCCGAGGCUGCCUAUCAAACACCGGCGGCAACCUGCUAAUGGCUGGGGUGGGCUUUUCUUUUCUUUUUGCCUGGGUGCUGAUGGGCAUCGUGACCAUCUUGUUUGUUGUUGGUGGCAACGUGGAGAAGCUGGUGUGUGAACCGCUGGCUAACCGACAGCUAUUCAAGAUCAUAGACACACCAUUCCUGGUUCAUCCCGCCAAGAAGAACUUCCUUCCUGGGAUGCUGUUUCAGAAUCCGAACAUUGACUUGACUUUGGGAAGCAUGUACAGGGAGUGUUAUGAGAACAAUGGUCUGUACCAUGCUCUGCAACUGGAGACCAUGUUUAACAUCAACUCCUUCCUCAACAGAACUGUGUACAACAGGGAUCUGGGUAAAGUGUUUGAGAGUGUGCAGAUUGACCUGCAGGACAUUACACUGCUGGAGCAGGCUGGCAGAGACAACCUCAUCAACUUUGCCAACUCUGGAAUUGGACAGAUCGACUAUGAAGCCUACCUGGCUGAGGUAAAUAAGGGAGUCACUAUCGUGGAUCUCCUGUCCUUCUCUACUGACCUGGAGGCUCAAGCCGACCAACUGCCACGUGGGGCUCUAGAGAAUGCACUGAAAGGACACGCCAGCAGUAUCAGACAGAUUCACAGAGAACAGGUGGUUCCCGUGGAGCAAGCAAUGAGUACCCUGAGCCAGAGUAUCAAGCAACUGCAGAGGAUGUCCAGCGAGCUGCCGGUCAAGGUCACAAAUAUCCUGAGUGCCAUCGAUGCAGCAGAGUACCUCAUCACUCAUAACGCCUCCCAUGUGGUGAAACAGGAAACAAAGGGCUACACACACAGCUUGGUAGGAUACUUCAAACAGUACACAGAAUGGAUUAAAAACUCACUGACUGCAGAGGUGGCCCAGUGUAAACCCAUCAGUAACAUUGUGGACAGCAUGGAGAUAGUAGGCUGCAGCUUCAUUGUCGAUUCAGUGAACACAUUCUGGUUUGGUCUGGGAGGCUGCUGCAUCCUUCUGGUUCCCAGUAUCAUCUUCUCCGUCAAACUGGCCAAGUAUUACAGAAGGAUGGACACAGAAGACGUCUUUGAAGACGGACAAGAGAACUGGAACUGAUAUUUCCCUCGUGGACCGCUGGACUUUUCCACCCUUCCCGUUCAUCUUGUAACAUUUCCAAGGACUAAAAAGUAACGACAACAAUCAGGAACUGUGUGGUGAGGGCGUCCCACCCCCCAGAACCCCUUCAAGCCAUUUGACAAGGACCUGUGAUGCCAGCCAACUGAAAUUUAUAAAGUGUUUUCUCAUACACGUCAGCAUCCAGUAGCAGCAGUAUCACAGCAGUCUUUCUAGUGUGUCAUGCAGUACAUUAUCAACUAUCAUGUUCCUGCAUAGCUAGUUUUACCUCUAGAGAAUACUUGUUUGUACUUACAUUGUCAGUUUUAACAUGGUGACACAAGUGUACAUUUUUUACACUUUCAAAACUUUUGAAAGUUUUAUAUAUUUUUGUUAAUGUUUGUUUUAUAAAAUGUAAGUAGUUUUUUUUAGUAGUAUUAGUUAAUCUUUGUGAAUAUUUAUAAUAAAGCUUGCAACAUUUUGGCUCAAAAAGUUGCAUCGACCAGGGAAUUGGGGAAUUUUAGUCCAACAUUUUGGGAAAUACACUUAUUUGCUUUCUUGCUGAGAGAACAAUAAGAAGAUCCCACUUCUUUUGUUAAAUACCAGCAACCGGUUAGCUAGUUUUGCAUAAAGAAAAAGACAAGCAAAUCUCAUGACAAUCCAUCCAGUAGUUGCUAAAAACCAAAAAUGUCAGCCUCAUGGUGGGGCAAGAGAAAAAGUCAGGGGAUUACCAAAGUCAGUAGGAUUCAUCCUCUGGGGGGCCAUAAAUGUCUGUACAAAAUUACAGAUCAGUCGACAGAGAGCCUUUCCACUAGUACUGCUGAAAACCAUAAUUUGUGGUUUUACGGGGGAAUAUUGCUGUGUCAAAGUCAGAAUUGGAGAUCAGAAUUUUCCAGCUGAAAUUUCCAACGUUCCAGGCACACAACGCCAAAUGUAAACAAAAAACAUGGCUGACCAUGACAAGCUGAUGUUUCUUACAUACAAAAUUGAACUCUUAUCAGUGCCGUUGGUGUCCCAUUUUCAGCAUGCACUUUCAUCGGUACGUCUGACAUCUGUUUCUUCAUAAAGUUGGGGUAGAUGGAUUUGCCCUGAGUUUACAGGUAGAAACUCCAACUUUCGUUCCGUUGUACUUUUUUUAGUUUCCGAGUUAUCUGGAACGCAGCAUAUUUCUUGCCUGAACUUAUUAGAGUAAUUUUUGUACGGAUUGAACAAACAAGAUAUUACAUCUUAAUUAGUGAGCUUUAGAGGUGCUAGUAUGUGGAUUUUAUUCCCUUUGUUCAGAGCCAGGCGAACGGUUCUCUUGUUUCCACACUUUGUGCUAAGCUAAGCUAACCAUCUCUAGGCUGUCGCUUCAUGGUUAGCAUAAAGACAUGAGUGUGCUAGUGAUCUUCUCAGCUAACUUUCAGCAACAAAGUGAAAAAAGGAAUUUCCUAAAAUGCCAAACUAUUCCUUUAAACACUGAAGAAGGAAACUGGCUGUUCAGUUUGGCUCCUGCUUGUCUAGAUUAUUAAAAUCUUUGAGACAUAAAAAGAUUAGUCAAGAAUUUAUCCUGGUCCAUUGCUACUACAAGAGGCAAAGUGUUACUAGCCUAUUCGACACACACAUAAAGAUACAUACACACACACACACAUACACACACACCCUAACAAGGUUUUCAGACAGCUAAUGAACAAAAUAUGUGUGUCUUAGGCAUUUCUCGCCAGACCAUUAGUGAGGGCCUAGUUGCUUGUGUUUUUUUUCUUUCUUCGCCAUCCUGUGGUUUGAGAAGUGCAACUCCCAGAAGCCUCUAUGGUGUCAGAGGCCUGGUUGAGGAACACUCACAAAAACAUUUAAUAAUACAGCUGGGGGUUGUGGUGAGGGAGCAAAUCUGUGAAUAAAAAUGUCAGUCCAA